Stylophora pistillata is the source of this 1078-nucleotide messenger RNA. RefSeq lists its product as uncharacterized. Lineage: Eukaryota; Metazoa; Cnidaria; Anthozoa; Scleractinia; Pocilloporidae. Gene Ontology annotation, molecular function: nickel cation binding. The record is from RefSeq and is a predicted model, not a curated record.
UGGCGGAGUAGAGUGGGAUUUUAAGUAUUCUGUUGUUCGUAGUUUCGGGUUAUUCUGGGAUUAAAUAUUAUGACUGAUUUAAACAAUCAAGAUAUUACUGAAACAGAGACGGAAUCAACAACAACAUGGAUUUUGCUGCAGAUAGCUGAUUCAGCCUUCCCUACUGGAGGAUUCUCACACAGUUUUGGUUUUGAAUCUGCAACAAAACAUGGCUUUGUAACAGAGUAUAAUGGUUUCAAAGGAUUUUUGCUCUCUUGUCUUCAAAAUGCAGCAUCAUUUAGUCUUCCUUUUGUCAAUGAAUCACACAAGAAUUACCAAACUGUUGACCGGAUCAAAGAGCUGGAUGGAAUGGUUCAAGCAUAUCUCAGUAAUCAUGUAGCAAACAGAGCAAGCAUUAGACAGGGGAACUCCUUACUGGACACGGCUUGCAAAACAUUUGGCUAUCAAGAAUUAAAAAACUUACAGGUCCAACUCGAGAACAAAGGCAUUUUUGGUCACUUUGCUGUUAUGUUUGGCUUCAUGUGUGGCUUGUUAAACCUCUCUGUGAUCCAAACUCAACAACUUUUCCUUUUCUCGACUCUCCGAACGGUAAUCGCUAGUGCUGUGAGACUUGGUAAUAUUGGACCGUUACAGGCUCAAUCCAUCCAAUUUGAAAUGCAGAAGACAGCAGAAGAAAUUAGGAAAAAGUUUGAAAUAUCCACCGUGGAGGAAGCAACAACAACAGCCCCCGUUACUGACUUUCUUCAGGGUGCUCACGACAACUUGUUUUCAAAACUUUUCUACUCGUGACAAGAGCAUAGAUAUGUCGUUAGUUCCGAAUGGCUGGUCGUAAAUGUAGCGCGUCUUGAUAACACUGGGCGAGAUGAAAGAAUUGCAAGCUCUAUGAAGUUUCCACAGUAAAUAACCAGAGAUAUCAGUACGUUUUGUACGGGUUGUGAUCGAAGCAAGAACGUGUCUCGAGCGCCGGAAUGCUACAGCACGCGAAGGACUGCAAGGCAGUGAACAAUUUGGAUAGUCCAGAUAGAUAUAAUAAAGACACACGAAACUGUGUAUUUAAAUUAUUACAAUUGUAUUAGAU